Oryzias latipes (Japanese medaka) is the source of this 1603-nucleotide messenger RNA. RefSeq names its product guanine nucleotide binding protein (G protein), beta 5b (gene gnb5b). Lineage: Eukaryota; Metazoa; Chordata; Actinopteri; Beloniformes; Adrianichthyidae. Gene Ontology annotation, molecular function: protein binding. The record is from RefSeq and is a predicted model, not a curated record. Gene Ontology annotation, biological process: signal transduction.
GAGAGUCUUCACUGCAGCAGCUCAGCUUGCAUCUCCUGGACAGGUUCCUGCUGCACCAGAGCAAAGAAAUACAACCACUUUCUGAGGAGUGAAGGCGAUCGAUCCUCUGCAGCCAUGUGUGACCAGACGUUCAUGGCGGCCACAUUCGGCCCCUGUGACAGCUGUGGGAAAGCCAGUCCACUGAUGAACAUCUACAUCAAGAGCGAGGCCAUCAACUACUGCUCCUUCUGUGUGGAAAUGAUGGCCUGCCAGCAGCUCCAGAAGGGAGAGACCCUGCAGUCCCUGAAGAAGGAGAGCGACAGUCUGAAGAAGAAGCUGGAGGAGGAGCGGGGCAAGCUGAACGACGUGGAGCUACACCAGGUGGCUGAGAAGGUGGAGGUGCUGUCUUCCCUCUCCAUAAAGACCAGACGGGUGCUGAAGGGCCACGGGAACAAGGUGCUGUGUGUGGACUGGUGCAAAGACAAACGCCGUCUGGUCAGCUCCUCACAGGAUGGGAAAGCUAUAGUUUGGGAUGCCUUUACUCUGAACAAGGAGCACGGGGUGACCCUGCCGUGCACAUGGGUGAUGGCUUGUGCAUACGCCCCUUCAGGCUGCGCGGUGGCAUGUGGCGGCUUGGAUAACAAAUGCUCAGUGGUCCCGCUGUCACUGGACAAAAACGAGAACUUGGCUGCAAAGAAGAAGUCAGUGGCCAUGCACACUAAUUAUGUAUCAGGAUGCACCUUCACCAACUCUGACAUGCAGCUCCUGACUUCCAGUGGCGAUGGCACAUGCGCCCUGUGGGAUGUGGAAAGUGGGCAACUGCUGCAGAGUUUCCACGGUCACACAGCUGAUGUGCUGUCCUUGGACCUCGCUCCGUCAGAGACCGGAAAUACAUUUGUCUCUGGAGGCUGUGAUAUGAAGGCCAACGUGUGGGACAUGCGCUCUGGACAGAACAUCCAGUCUUUUGAGAGCCACGAGUCAGAUAUCAACUGUGUCAGGUACUACCCCAGUGGAGACGCAUUUGCAUCUGCGUCAGACGACGCCACGUGCCGUUUCUAUGACUUACGAGCUGACCGUGAAGUGGCUGUCUACCAGAAGGACAGCGUGAUAUUUGGAGCGUCCAGCGUGGAUUUCUCUCUGAGUGGUCGCCUACUCUUCGCUGGCUACAAUGACUACACCAUAAACGUGUGGGAUGUGUUGAAAGGGACUCGCGUCUCCAUCCUGUUUGGCCAUGAAAACCGUGUAAGCAGAGUGAGAGUUUCGCCUGAUGGCACUGCCCUCUGCUCAGCCUCGUGGGACAACACUCUGCGGAUUUGGGCCUGAUCCCACCUUUUGUGGAUUUGUUCUGGUUCUGCUGCUAUCAAAUGAUGAUUGAUGCUCCAAGUCCCUGUCUUCUGUCAAAGGUGUUUCAAUGAUGCAUUGAUGAAAUCCUCCACACAAACUUUGCUGUAAAAGAAAUCUCUAAAGAAUAAACUUAACCCAAAAUUUUGGAUUCCAACCUUUUGGUAAUGCUUCCAUAAUAGAGUUUAACCCUUGUGCUAUCUUAGAUGACCCCACCCUUGCAUUGACGUGUUCUCCCUACCAUGACAAAGGUGGAUAAAGGUGGAAAGCUUUCAUGUAAUCC